UUGUCCUUAACUUCACAGAAAGCAAGACACUCCUAUAGUAAAUUGAGUCUAAGGGUGGGGGGAGGCAGAAGCAUACUAAUGAUUUAAACAAAGUAUGCAGAACUUGGGAUGAAAAACCCUUCCCUUCUGUUUUGUCACAUUUGUACUGGCAAUCUAUUUUAAAGAUGAACCAUAAUUAGAUAUGUGGGAACAGCAGAAAUAGGUUGCUAUUCAAAACCAUGAGAGGAAAUAGAUCUAAAAUGAAUCUAUCAAUUUUUCAAUGUGAACAGAAACCAAAGACAGCUUAUUUUGUAUUUUCUAUCUUUCCACACACUGUUCUGCCUUGGUACUCAGGAAGUACCAUUUACACAGCCUAUAUCAUAUAAUAGGAUGCUGUAUUAAUUCAAACUAAAGGUAGCUGGAAAGACUCCAGUUGAGCACACUGACCAUGAGUUUUCAUGAACCUUUAAAAUAAAAAUAUCCAAAGGAUCAUUAUAUGUGUAAUAGGGGUGUCAAAAAAAUGUAUACACGUGGACAUUUUGGUCGUUGCUCAAGCAGUAGUUCACUGUAAUCAGAAGUGUCUGGCUCUUUCAGUCUCUGGCUGCCACACGAAAGGAGCUAUCACCAUGUCCGUGCAUCUGCAAUGGAUGGUCAUACACAACUGCUCCAGCUUCCUGAUCAAAAGGAACAAGGAGAGGCAGACAUAUAACACCAAGCCCAAUAAUCUGAAGGCCCACAACUCCUUCUGCUACAACAGGCUGAUUCACCCCAAGACAGUGGGCCUGGAGCCAGGGGCCGACGGCAAAGGUGUGGUGGUCGUCAUGAAGCAGAGAUCCGGCCAACGAAAGCUGGCUGCCUCCUACGUGCAGAUCACCAUCAACAAGAACGCCCAGGCCACCCUCAGCAGCAUCCAGCACGAUCCGCAAGUACGGCCCAGACCAGCUCAUGGCCGCCAUCUGCAAGCCAGUGCCAUCCUGUGCAGCCAGAAGCCUGUGAUUCUGAAGAGGAAGCGGGCUUGUCCCACCAAGAGCUCCUGAACACCUCCCCCCGCAAAGCAAUAAAGCAUAAAGCAUCAG
Messenger RNA from Rhinolophus ferrumequinum (greater horseshoe bat), 1055 nucleotides. RefSeq names its product 60S ribosomal protein L28-like. Gene Ontology annotation, molecular function: structural constituent of ribosome. NCBI's taxonomy places the organism in Eukaryota, Metazoa, Chordata, Mammalia, Chiroptera, Rhinolophidae. The record is from RefSeq and is a predicted model, not a curated record. The coding region runs from base 606 to 1016 and encodes 136 amino acids. Gene Ontology annotation, cellular component: cytosolic large ribosomal subunit; ribosome. The transcript is spliced from 2 exons. Gene Ontology annotation, biological process: translation.